GUUCCCAUAGCAAUAAAAGAAACAAACCUUCCCUUGCCAUCUCCCAAGGACAAACCUCCCGGUUCAGGUCCAAGUAGAGGAGACCUGGACAGAGGCGUGACUUCCUCGUCUAGUCUGACUCAUUGCACUACCAAGAGAUUCCAAGUGGAGGGUCUUUAGAAGGGGAAUUCGCAUUCAGGCCAGUUCAGCCUUGCUGAAGCCUUCGGUUGGAUCCCCUGGGAGUCUGUCUCUGCACAGCGCGUGCUGUGGGUUUUCUGCCUUGGCCUUUAAUGACCACGGAAAGUCUUGAGUUCUCCAACCCUGGGGUUUGAUGUAAAAUGAACUCUGGUUUUGUGUUGAUGGGGAAUAGUUUCUUUAGAAUGUUGUGGUUUCUUUGAGACUCGACUUGAGAUGAAACUGCUUGGGAAAAAAUAAAUCUGGGCCAUCCAAGCAAACAUUUCUUGACCUAGCAGCCAAGACCGCCCCUGACCUGGGACCAUGCACCCCAACCCUCUCAUCUAUUGCACCUGCUGGGACCCCUGGAACCUGGGACCACGAAAGUUGAUUAAGACCCCUCAUCCACCAAGCCAGACCACCACAGGACGGACCAAGCUAGCUCCUCUUCAGCCAGCUUCAAAAGACCAAAAUUACCUCCAAUCCCAACCAACAGCAAAACCUGUUGUCAACCCAAAAAUGAAAAUCCCUUUAGGAAGGCAAGAGGAGAGCAACAGAUCGCCUUACGAAGUGAUCAAUGUGUCACCUGGCUAUCAGCUUAUUCGGAAUCGAGAGCAGAUUUCCGUCACCUUAGGAGACGAGAUGUUCAGUAGGAAAAAACGGUUGGAAUCAGAGAUCACGGACAAAGUCGAAUUUUCCAGGACCAAUGUCAUUCGUGACCUAGAAGAGCAGAUCUCAGAGCUGACGGCAGUAAUAGAGCAAAUGAACAGAGACCACCAGUCUGCCCAGAAAUUGCUUGCCGAUGAAAUGGAACACCGCUGUGCUGAGAUGAAACAGAACUUCGAGAGCAAGAACAGGGAGCUCAGAGAGGCUCACAAAAAGGAGGUCAGUGAACUGGAGAACAACUACAAAGCGUCCUUGAAGGCAGAGAAGGCGGCUGCCCAGGAGAAGAUAGAGGAGAUGAGAAAGGAGUAUAAGUAUCUGAAGAAUAUGUUUCAUAUGUACCAGGACAGCAUUUAUGAUGAAAUGGAAGACAAGUGGUCAAAGCGGAAGGCAGAAUGGGAGAAGGACGAGAAGAUAGAGCGGGAGAAGAUCCUGCUACAGCAAAAACACAAGAUGACGAAGAAGUUUGAAUUAGAGUCAGAAGAAGAGAAGAAGAAGAUAAGCGAAACCUAUGUUGCUCUCUUUGAGAAUUUCACGCGAGAGAAGGAGGAGCUCUUGAAACAGCAUGAAAGUGACACCGUGCAGUUAGAGGAACUGAGGAAGACCAAAGAGAUCGUGGAGGAAGAGUUGCAUGCACAAACUCUUGUUCUAGAGUCACUGAACAUGAACCUCUGCAACACCCAGAUGGAACUCCAGAAAGAGAAAGCGGCCAUGGGUCACCUGGAGAAAACGCUCCAGACCAAGCUUGCUGAAGCCGAUGAGAAGUAUAAGUACACCAUACAGAUGCUGACCGAGGAGAACCUUCAUCUGAGGCAAAAGAUAAUUGCCAAGAAUGAAGAAAUCUAUAAAGGACGAUCGGGAAAAUCAAUGGGUAGCACCUCUUUUGAGGAUGACUUGAACACUUUGGAAGAUGAUGACAACAGAAGAUGAGAAUCAGUAACAAAAAGCUGUUCUCCCUGGCUGACGCAGCAGGAGGGCCAUCCCUGAAGCCACUGACAGCGGCAGGAAAACCAUCCCCCAUAGGCCUGGCGCACUCCUGUGAGGUUGUUUGAGAAAUGCAUAGAAGUUUAGUUCUUGGGUU
Molecule: messenger RNA, 1897 nt
Organism: Oryctolagus cuniculus (rabbit)
Lineage: Eukaryota; Metazoa; Chordata; Mammalia; Lagomorpha; Leporidae
Gene: FLACC1
Product: flagellum associated containing coiled-coil domains 1
Cellular component (GO): cytoplasm
Source: RefSeq, a predicted model, not a curated record